ACAAGGAUGUUUGUCUACUAGUUUCAGUUUGUUUGUUGAUUAUCUGUAGUUUAAUUUCACCGUGAAUACCCAAGUCAUAGCAAUAUUAUUGCAAAUCUGCAUUUUCGAUUUGGUGACUUUAGCGCGUUGGAGAAAAGAAAAUCAAUCAGUACAGCCAAGAUGACGGAUGGGGAGAAAUCAUUUGUGUUUGACCUCCUAUCUAAACGCCGUCGACUACAAUUAACAAGUGUUCGACACAAGACGACGAUACAGUACGCGGCACGGCCUGACAUGCCAAAGCUGGCGUACAGAAAGUUGAAAGGGAAGAGUCCAGGAGUGGUGUUCCUGCCUGGUUUUGCCUCAAACAUGGGCGGUCUGAAAGCAGAAGCUUUAGAAGAAUUCUGCAAGUCAUUAGGGCAUUCGUAUCUCAGGUUUGACUAUUCCGGCUGUGGGUCCUCUGAAGGGGAAAUGAAAAACUUUAACAUCGGUGCUUGGAAGAAAGAUGUCCUCUAUGUACUGGAUGAACUAGUGGAGGGACCGCAGAUUCUGGUAGGUUCCAGUAUGGGCGGCUGGCUGAUGCUGUUGGCUGCUCUUUCACGGCCGGAGAGGAUCGCUGCUUUAGUGGGCAUCUCCACAGCUGCCGAUCACUUCGUCACAGCCUUCCACGCGCUGCCAAUCGAGACGAAGAAGGAGGUUGAAGAACAGGGCUCGUGGAAGUUCCCUACCAAGCACAAUGAAGAAGGUUUCUAUACUCUGAGCGUGGACUUUCUGAAGGAGGCGGAGAAUCACUGCGUACUCCACAGCCCCAUCCCUAUGUCCUGUCCCGUACGUCUCAUCCACGGCCUCAAGGACUCCGACGUCCCCUGGCACGUCUCCAUGCAGGUCGCCGAGCGGGUGCUUUCCAACGACAUAGACGUUAUUCUUCGCAAACACGGGCUCCACCGCAUGUCCGAGAAAGAUGACAUUAAGCUGAUGGUGUACACUAUAGAUGAUCUUAUCGAUAAACUGACAACGCUGGGGUAAGAGAGUGAUGAGAUGGACCAGGGGGAGGGGGGCUUCAAACACGCUUGACCUUUAGAAAUUUUGAAGAAUUUUCAUUCUGGUGUGAAAGCGCACAGUGACCAGAGACCAGAAUGAACAUUUUUCAGAUUUUUUUGCUUUUGUGUUCCACCAAACAAACACUUUAGGACAUCACGAGUAAACCGAUUUUUUUAUUUUACAGUGAAUUGUUCCUUGAAGCUACAGAAGCUUUCCGGGCGAUUCAGUUGUGAAAUGUUGUGCAUUAUUCUUAUUUUCCAUGACACAGAUGGCAUCUGUUUAACACUAGUAAAUGCAAUUAAGUCCAAUAAGGACAUGUUCGUGGAGGCUUUUUCAACCCAAAUCAAAAUGCCAAACUGUUGUAGACGUAUCGUAUCAUGAACCUCAUAUUAUUCUUGUUUGUAUUGUUUCUUGUUCAACUCUUAUGUGCUCAUUUUUGGAACGCUUAAACCUGUAGCCUUAUAAAGUUUUCAUUUUUACGAGUAGCCUGGCACAGUGUUUCAGAUGUGAAGGGUAUGAUCACCAUGUCUUCAGUUUGUGCACGUCAGAUUUCACACCUGAGAUACAGUUGUGUAAACCCGUGUUAAAGGUUCUCAUGUAAAAUGUCUUUUUUGUUUGAAAGGUGUGGAGUUUAUCUUGAGGUUGACUUGACUCUGUAAUGAGCUGUUUUCUUGGACAAAGUCUAGAAUAAGAAAUGACAUGUACACACUUGCUUUAUUACUACGUUUUUUCAUUAUUUCAGAGCAUCACUGUUUUUCGGUGAACUGGAAAAGAAAGUACAUGCAUAUAGUGUGGACCCGGAGGUUCCGUUUUAAUCAUAUGCAAGCUUUCUGAAUUUUGCGAACAGAUGAUGGAAAAUAGAAAAUGUUUGUUGUUUUGUUUUUCAAUUUAGAUAUCUUUACAUAUAUAUUUACUUAACACUAUGCAAUAUUUUUUUAUCAGUUUUUUCUUCAUUUUUUUACCACCAGCUGUCUUUUCUGUGUGUUACACGUCGUACUUUCCUUUACAGUAGUAUCCACAGAUUUAAAAAGCCUUUAUUUCCUCCAGUGACCACGUUUUUCUUCUUGUGUAGUGCAUGUUUUUUCAGAUUGUUAACUGAAAGUAUUAUCACAUUUUCCUUCCUUUUUUGUAAACAGUAUAAAAUUUACUCCUUUAUUCUUUUACUCACCCUCAGAUUGUUCCAAACCUGUAUAAAUGUCUUUGUUCUGCUGAACACGAAGGAAGAUAUUUGGAAGAAUGUCAGUAACCAAACAAAUCUCAUCCCUAUUGACUCCCAUAGUAUUUAUUUUCCCUACUAUGGCAAUAAAUGGGGGAUGAGAUUUGUGUGGUUACCGACAUUCUUCCAAAUAUCUUCCUUCGUGUUCAGCAGAACAAAGACAUUUAUACAGGUUUGGAACAACCUGGGGGUGAGAAUGUAAAGACAGAAUUUUCAUUUUUGGGUGAACUAUCCCUUUAAACAUUUCCAAAAGUAUGUUUUAAAAUUAUGUAUGUCAUGUUGUCAAAUAUGUAUAAAUCUUUCUGUUAUUAAAGCUCUAUGAU
Molecule: messenger RNA, 2556 nt
Organism: Triplophysa rosa
Lineage: Eukaryota; Metazoa; Chordata; Actinopteri; Cypriniformes; Nemacheilidae
Gene: abhd10a
Product: abhydrolase domain containing 10, depalmitoylase a
Exons: 5
Coding region: 160-1002 (280 amino acids)
Biological process (GO): protein depalmitoylation
Cellular component (GO): mitochondrion
Molecular function (GO): palmitoyl-(protein) hydrolase activity; hydrolase activity, hydrolyzing O-glycosyl compounds
Source: RefSeq, a predicted model, not a curated record